Bactrocera dorsalis (oriental fruit fly) is the source of this 4261-nucleotide messenger RNA. It is a transcript of the gene Zasp66, whose product is annotated as probable serine/threonine-protein kinase DDB_G0280133. Gene Ontology annotation, cellular component: filamentous actin; adherens junction; stress fiber. Bases 16 to 1137 code for a protein of 373 amino acids. Gene Ontology annotation, biological process: actin cytoskeleton organization; muscle structure development. The transcript has 6 exons. Lineage: Eukaryota; Metazoa; Arthropoda; Insecta; Diptera; Tephritidae. Gene Ontology annotation, molecular function: muscle alpha-actinin binding; actin binding. The record is from RefSeq and is a predicted model, not a curated record.
CCAGUCACUAGUGAAAUGAGCACAACAUAUAGACGUCCUGCAUUUUGGCGCGUGCCGGAUUAUAUACACGACGAGGAGAUCUUCGAACGUUACGCCGGUGCCGGUGGUCGUAGGAAAAGUUCACUCAUCUCCAGUACCAGUCGUCGGAAUAGUGUUAAAAAGCAUGUGCAUUUCAAAGAUGAUCCGCCCACGGUGAAUUCCACGUUAUCAGCAACAGUUCCAGUUCGGGCGUCCAAGGUUCAAGUCGGCAGUCCCGCCUACGGAGAAGUGCUGCGCGGCGACAUUAUCGCCAAGAUACGUGACUAUGACGCACGUGACGUAAGUCACGCUGACGCCGAGACGUUAUUCCGUAAUGCCGGCAAUGAAAUUAAAAUCGUCGUACAUCGUGACAGUAAAAUCGCAUACACACAAGGACUUGGCAGCGAUCCGUACAAAGCCGGGCUAGGCCCCUCACCAGUGAACAGCAUUAGUCCAGAUUUAACCAAUGCCAAUGUGCCACAUAGAGGACCCUCACCAUUCUUGCCAGGACCCGGCCAAUAUGAGCGCGCUCUACAACUGCCUGUUGAUUCAUUGCCGCAAACAGUAUUUCCGAAACUGAACGCCUCGGGCGGCUAUGUACCACCGUUGCCACAGCCACAGGGCGGCUGCUUCAGCCCGAUGCCAACACGCGAUCACCAGCAAGACGUCGCCGAGGAACAAGCGGCCAUUGUGAAUCAACCCUAUCGAACAACUCCAUUGGUACUUCCCGGUGCCAAGGUCAAGAAGGAUGCCCCAACCACAGAAUCUUACUUGAGGUAUCACCCAAAUCCGGCUGUGCGCGCUAACCGCGGCCACGAUUUUCAUGACAGUGUGAUGAAGCAACGCGUCGCUGACACCAUGUUGCACAAGGUCGUUGGUCAGGAUGCCGAUUCUGGCAGGGUAUUCCACAAACAAUUCAACUCUCCUAUUGGCCUGUACUCAGACAGCAACAUUGAGAGUACCAUCAGACAAACAGUUCCAAUUUUCAUCGAUCUAUCUUUCCUGGAACAUAAACGAAAAAUACUGGAGCAACAAAAACUUAGAGAACUGAAAGAACAGCAAGAACAACAGCAACGCCAACAACAACAGCAACAACUACAAAAUAUACAAAAAUUUUGAAACCAAAAAAAAUAAAACAAAAAAUGAAAGAGAAUUGUAUAGCGAAAAGAAAGAAUAUACGUAAACCCCCUACAAAAGAAGAAAGACUAGACAUAACACAUAAGCACAAAAUGAUUUUGUAACUUCGAUAUGAACGAAAUUUCGACUUUUCAUGUUUGAAAAUCAAAAAUAUUUUAAAAAAGUUCAGCACAAUACUUGAAAGAAUUAGCGCAUAAACCUAAUUGUUGUAAUUACUGAUUUUUUUUCUACCAAUUGAUACUCCUUUCUACACUGAAUUUAUGUUUUUUUGUUGUAAAAAGAGUGUUUGCAAUUUUCAAUUGGCCUGUGAUAUUCAUUCAUACCUUCAUAAGCACCAUAUUUAGCAACUUUUAAUACAAUAACCUAAAAAUAAAUUUUAAGUGAGGUUAUGGCACCUUGCAUAGUUUUUUUUAAUUGGUUAUUGUGGCACAUAGAUCAUGAAUUACGUACAUUGAAUGGCAUAUGUAUGUACGUUUAUAGCAAAUUCUAAUAAUUAAUUAUUUGAUUUAACUUUUUUUCUUUUAUUAAAUUUCACAUUUUUCAUUACACCAAAAAUUUAUUCUAGUGCUAAUUAUUGUUAUAUUUUUUUCAAAAUUUACAUUCCUACCGUUCAUUUUUAACCAGGGUUGCAAAUUGUUUAAUUAAAAAAAAUUGUAUAAAAACUAAGAUAUUAAUUUUUUAUUCCCAAAACAGACUUAAAAAUUGUAAUUUGCUAAGAUGUUGGCAUUAACAAUUAAAUUUUCAAUUUUAAGUUUCGAUUUGGCGUUAAAACAUUAAAUUUUCAAUUUUGGAAUCAGAAAUUUUGAGAUUAAAAACUUAAAAUUUUUUGUGACUAUAAAUUGAAAAUCAAAUAUUUUUUAAUAUUUAGUUCCGAUUUGGCGUUAAAAAAAUAAAAUUUUCAAUUUCGAAAUUAAAAAUUUUAUAAAUCUAAUUUUUAUUUUAAAAUGUGUGAGAUUUUAAAUUUUUAAUGAUAGAUUAAAUUUUGAAAAAUUGAGAAUAUAUAUACAUACAUAUAUGUACAUACAUACAUAUAUACUUUUUUGCAAUUUUUGGAUAAAGAAAUAAACAUCUUGAAUCAAAAAAAAAAAUUGAGGAAAAAAAUAUAUACAUAUGUAUAUUUUUUUUAACUUCUGGGACUAAUAAAUAACAAAAAAAAAAUCUUGGGUAAAAAAAAGUUACGAAAAAUUGGUGUAACAAAUUAAAAAAAAAUUUCUCAAUUUAAAAGCUGUAAUGAGAGAGAUGAAAAAAAGAGAAAUGUAUUAAGUAAUAAAAAAUAAUUAAAGGUUAUUAAAAGUAAAUAAGACAAAAAACUAAGUUAAUAUUUUUUUAAAUAAGUUUUACUCUUUCAAAAGACAAGCAUGAUGAAAGAACUCGAUGUUCGCAAUCGCAGAAAAUUAAAAUUCUAGAACAAUUUCUUUUUUAAAUAUAUAUUAAUUAAAAAUAUGGGAUAACAAUUUUAAAUUUUAAUGUAAUUUUAGGCUUAAAAAUAUAUAUUUUUUUAUUUUUCAUUUCGGUAUUUGCGAUUCGAAAUUUGAAAAUUAUUUUCAAUUAAGAUUUUUGCGAAAAAAUUUAAAUUCUAGAAUAACUUCUUAUUUCAAUUAUUAAUUAAAAAUAUGGGAUUACAAUUUUUGUUUCUUUUUUUCAAUUAUUUGAGAAUAUUUUUUUAUUUAUUUUUCAAUCAUUUGGAAAUAAAAAUUAAAAUUUUAAUAAAAUUUUUGGUUUUAAAAAAUAUAUAUUUUAAUGUAUUUUUCGAACCGGUAUUUGCGAUUAGAAAAUUCAAAAUUAUUCUUAGUUAAGAUUUUCGUUAUAAAAAAAAUUUCAAAUGUUAAUUAAAUUACGCAAUAUUUGCAACCCUGCUUUUUACUCUUAACUCCUACCAAAAUCUUCCUGUUCAAAAAUCCUGCACUACUUUUGAUUACCCAAAUUAUUAAAUAUUAAUAAUCCGGUGCUUUCCCAUUGGUUAACUGCUUUGCAGAGCAGAGAGCAAAGCUUGAGCACUUACUUACAACAAAAACAAUUACAUACGUACAUACCUGCAACCAACAUCAUACAGUUAUGAAAUAGCUAGUGUCUAUUUUAAAAUUUUUAAGCUAGAAGAACUGAAAUGAAAUAACGGUAAUGCUAUUAGAAUAGUUCUACUAACCGAUUUUUGCCAUGCUUUGCCUGAACUGAGUUACAAUUUAGUACUUAAGAUUUGCUGCUGCAUAUGUAAAUACAUAAAUACAUAUAUACAGUUCAUUUAUAAAUAUAUAUCUGCUCAUGUCGCUGACAUUACAUAAUCAGUUUUACAGGCAUACGUAUAGUAACAUACAUACAUAUGUAGUUGCAUAUUCAAGCAUUUGCACACUGCGCACGCCCACGCAUACAAAUUAGCAACAUUCUUACAUACAUACAUACUAAAUUCAUUUUUUAAACAAAUUAUAAUAGACACAAAAUAUUAAUUUGUUUGCAAAAUUUUAAUGACUAUUAAUUCUAACGUAUUGUGCACAUCCUGUUUUUUUCUUUCUCUCUCUCACACAAACACAUACACAAAUUCUCAACGCAACUGCAAUGUCAAAAACUAAAAAAAUACAUACAUAUACAUAAAUAUAUGUAUAUAUAUAUUAUAUAAAAUCGAUGUAUAUUGAAUAUUCAAAAACUAAAUGCGAAAUGAAUUCGAAACGAUUUGAUUGGGGCUGAACUUAAAUCCACAACAAAAACCAAAAAAAAAAAACGAUAUUGUUAUUAUUGUUAUACAAAACAUAUUUGAAACUAAAAACUGUAAAAAACGACAUCAACAACAACAAACAAACUAACUAUUUCGAAAUCCGCCAUAAACUGUGACAAUUAAAAACCGCUACGAUACACCGAAAAAAACGUUGAAAAAAAAAACUUUCAAAAAAAUCGUUGAACUGUGCCAUUGUUCGUCCGCAUGUGACACCUAUCAACCACGGACGCCAUCGAUACUGUGGCAUGGUAUACUUGCAAUAUGCGCAAUUGAAUCAAAAACAAAUUGCAUAUCGAUUACAUAAUUACCACAAUGUAAUGGCAUAAUGGAAAACGUCAAAAUGGAAACACAAAAAAAAUUUAAAUAAUUAAAAAAAUUGAAAUAAUUAAAAAAAAUUAA